Molecule: messenger RNA, 637 nt
Organism: Didymodactylos carnosus
Lineage: Eukaryota; Metazoa; Rotifera; Eurotatoria; Philodinida; Philodinidae
Source: the annotation of a GenBank genome assembly
UUAUAACUCUUGAAGGAUUGAACGAGAGCACGAAUGGUUUUCAGAUUCGUAAUCAGCAUCCUUAAAUUAGCAAAGUGGGGUACAUUGCUUUGAAAUCCCAGGGAAACACCUGGGGACCUUCCCUCGUGAGCAACACUCAAAAAACUCUCAGUUUUGUGUUAGCCAGGCGAUGGCAAUAAAAAAGUAUCAUUUGAGUAUCGCGAGUGUAUCUCUAUGUUGUAUAAUUUCUUUUUAUUCACUUGAAUAACUCUAUUGUUUUGUACGAGCCGAUUUCACCUUCAAACUAACCUUUGUGCAAUGUAACUAAAUCUUUAACAUUUGUUUAACACAUCUAUUCAGAUGAGUGACACACUGCUAUUACGUUUUAAUUUGAUGUAUGUGAAUGAUAUUUUGUAUUUUAGUUCCAUUUCAUCCAUCACAGCCCUCACAAAUAUUUUGGUCGGGCGAUUAUUAUUUAGAAUCUAUCGAUGAAAGAUAUCGUCGUACGUACAAAAGAUGUUCACCACUUAAUGAACCACAACUAGGACAGGAUGAUUCAGAUACAAGAGAAAAAUAUUUACGAAAUUUAUUUAUUGAAUAUUUCCAAAACAGAAAAUCAGAAGCAGAUAAAACUGGUAAUGGUAAUAAUCAACAUUAA